Lithohypha guttulata is the source of this 984-nucleotide messenger RNA. RefSeq lists its product as uncharacterized. Gene Ontology annotation, cellular component: nucleus. The coding region runs from base 1 to 984 and encodes 327 amino acids. NCBI's taxonomy places the organism in Eukaryota, Fungi, Ascomycota, Eurotiomycetes, Chaetothyriales, Trichomeriaceae. The record is from RefSeq and is a predicted model, not a curated record. The transcript is spliced from 3 exons.
AUGGCAUCUCAGCCUCUCAUCGCCAUUGUCGGCGCAACAGGCGCUCAGGGAAGCAGUGUUCUCAGCACGUACCUAAACACGACCUCCUGGCGCAUUCGAGCCCUCACACGAAGUGUUUCUUCAUCCAAAGCCAAGGCACUUACAGAAAGGUCUUCUCGAAUUGAAGUUGCUGAGGCCAACCUCAAUGAUAUUGCUUCUCUUCGUAAAGCUUUCGAGGGUGCUAUAGCCAUCUUCGGUGUCACUGAUUUCUGGACUCUCAUCUCGGACGAGAGCAAUAAAGCCAAGGUAAAGGAUGGACAAUCGUUCGCAGAAUGGGGCGCUGAAAUGGAGGUCCAACAAGGCAAGAACAUUUUCGAAGCAGCGAACCAGGUCUCGUCCCUGAAACGAUUAGUAUUUAGUUCAUUGACCGAUAUAACCAAGUGGUCUGGUGGAAAAUAUACUUAUGCUUUGCAUUUCGACAGCAAGGCUAUAGCACUCAAGCACGCUGAGGAGCACUUCCCGAACGUAUAUGCGAAAACAAGUAUUCUUGUAGCGGGAGCAUACCUGGAGAAUUUCAAGCAAAACCCUUUCUUCAAACCUAAGCUGGAGGGAGAGGCACUCAUAUUCAACUCGUUCGGAACAGGAAACCGACCUUGGCCUUUCAUAGCUGCCGAAGAAGACACUGGGCCGAUCGUCAAAGCUCUGAUCGAGCUACCCGCAGGUUUACGUGUCGCUGCUCAUCGUGAGUUGAAGGUAAUGUCCGAUGUCGUCCAGCUUAUUGGCAAGGCGGCAGGCUAUGAGGUCAGAUUGGAGCAGCAGGAAUUUCCUCUGCCAGACGACCUCAAGAAGGAUCUGGCAAACAUUUUUGGCUUUGUGAACGAGUUUGGUUAUUGGGGCAACGAUCCAAGCAUAAAGCAACCCGAAGAGCUAGGAGUAGAGUUGCGACUUGGCAGUAUUGAGGACUGGGUUAAAGCGCAGGAUUGGUCGAAAGAGCUCAAUGGUUGA